Messenger RNA from Acipenser ruthenus (sterlet), 9518 nucleotides. Its product is annotated as unconventional myosin-XVIIIa-like. The coding region runs from base 305 to 6823 and encodes 2172 amino acids. Lineage: Eukaryota; Metazoa; Chordata; Actinopteri; Acipenseriformes; Acipenseridae. The record is from RefSeq and is a predicted model, not a curated record. Gene Ontology annotation, molecular function: cytoskeletal motor activity; protein binding; ATP binding. The transcript has 47 exons. Gene Ontology annotation, cellular component: myosin complex.
UGUCAAGUAAGUGUUCUAUUGUAAUCCCGGACAUUUAGCUGUCUACAAUACCUGGUUCUUAGUGUAUCAAUCUACUUGUAUCUGUAUAUUCUGUGAAUUGGUGCACAAGCGUCUCAGACCCCCAGACUUGUGAGCCCUCGUUAGUGUCUGUGUGUGGUCCUCUGUGUGUUUGAGACACGCCAUUACUGCAUGCAGGCUGUCCUGCUGGGUUUGAUUUUUCUUUUGCAUCACGUUGAACCAUCAGGUUAAAGAAGAGGACAAACCGGAUAAGAAAGACCAGGAGGGUUCAGACAGCAGCGGCAGCAUGAGUGACAGGGCGCAGUCGGCAAAAAUCCCAUUCCGAGUAAAAAGCCCGGAACCGAUGAACAAGCCGGAACGUGUCCAAAGUCCGAAACCCCAGCCCUUGCAGCGUCAGCUGAAAAGCCCAGAACCACCGCCACCAUCCCGGGGCUCCAUCAAAAGCCCAGAACCACCGCCACCAUCCCGGGGCUCUAUCAAAAGCCCAGAACCACCGCCACCAUCCCGGGGCUCCAUCAAAAGCCCGGAACCAGCGCCACCAUCCCGGGGCUCCAUCAAAAGCCCAGAACCGUCCCGGUUUCCCGUCAGAAACGCAGACUCGCCAAAGACUCCUGAGCGCUUCAAGAGCCCUGAACCGGCCCAGACGAGUCCGCAGCCCGUCCUGAACGGAGACAACAACUCCUUCAGUACGUCUAACGGGGCGCACAACACCCCGGAUACAGCCCCCUCCUCCUUCUCGAGCCAGCAGGAGUCCGCCGAAGACCAGGGCUUGAGCAGAAAGAAGGUGGUCAGGGUGGUGAAGAAGGUGGUGAGAAGGGUCGUGCCCACGGAGGAAGAGUCAGCAGCAGCAGUUAAAGAGCUGCAUAAGAGGACGAGCGCGACGGAGAAGCCCAAACCAGCGGAGCCCGUUUCCAAACCCGAGAGGACUCCCCUCUUCUCUUUCAAGCAUGACGGCAUCAAGAAGGAGCCUGCGAAGGACGACAUGGCGGCCGGCCUAGCCAGCCUGAUGAGCAGAGCCAAGACGAAGGAGCACCGUGCUCGAUUCCGAGGGCCGGAGAGGAGGCAGGGGGAGCAGGAGGCUUCCCCUGAGCCACAGCAGCAGGAGCAGACAGCUGAGCCCCAGGAGGAGGAGAAGCCUCAGAGGAAGGCUGAACCCACGGCUGAGAAAGAGAAAGAAGAGUUGUCGGUGGCGCCUCCUCCUCCGAAGACAGAGGACAAGCUGUCCCCCUCCUCCCCUCGUCCUUGUCCUUCUAAUCCUCAAUCCCCUUUCCCUGCUGUGCUGGCUGCGUCGAAGCCUGAGGUGAAAGCAGUGCCUCGGGUGACCCUGGCAGCAGCUGUGAAGCCGCUGUCCCCGAGCGCAGUCGCUGAGCGCCCCCUUGCUGAGUCUGAUCAGGCAGUGGCCCAGCUGACCCCGGCGGACGAAGCGCAGAGACGAUUUGAGAGGAUCUUCAUGGCUUCUCUGGAGCCUGUGGCUUGUGCCUCUGCCCGCACUCAGGUAUGGUACUCUUCCCCGGAGCCCCCCUCUCAAGGCGUGUGCGCCCCGGCUGGUGUCUGUGCGCGUGUGUCGUGCUGGAGUGGUAUGGUGGAUGAGGUCCCAGCAACAGCUCUACAGGCUCCCUCUGCAGCUUCUACUACUGCUCAGCACCAGGUGAAGACGGAGGAGGAGAUUGCUGCAGAGCAGGAAUGGUAUGGCACAGACAAGGUGUGGCUGGUCCACAAGGACGGGUUCUCUCUAGCGACUCUGCUGAAGGCAGAAAACCACAGUCUUCCCGAAGGAAAGGUGAAGAUUAAACUGGAACAUGACGGGACAAUACUGGAUGUGGACGAGGACGAUGUGGAGAAGGCUAAUCCCCCAGCCUUCGAUCGCGUGGAGGACCUGGCGUCCCUGCAGUAUCUCAACGAGUCGAGCGUCAUGCACUCCCUGAGGCAGCGCUACGGAGGGAACCUGCUCCACACCUACGCCGGGCCCAGCAUGGUCAUCAUUAACCCCCUGAGUGCCCCCUCAAUGUACUCCGAGAAGGUGAUGCACAUGUUUAAAGGCUGCCGGCGGGAGGAUUCGUCCCCUCAUAUCUACGCUGUGGCCCAGGCUGCUUACCGGAACCUGCUGACCACCCGGCAGGACCAGUCCAUCGUCCUGCUGGGCAAGAGCGGCAGCGGCAAGACCACCAACAGCCAGCACCUGGUGCAGUACCUGGUGUCCAUCGCCGGCAGCACUGGCAAGAUCUUCUCAGCUGAGAAGUGGCAGGCUGUGUACACGAUCCUGGAGGCAUUUGGGAACAGCGCUACAGGGAUGAACAGCAAUGGCAGCCGAUUCUCUCAGAUAGUCUCGCUGGACUUCGACCAGGCUGGGCAGGUGGCCUCAGCGUCUCUGCAGACCAUGCUGCUGGAGAAGCUGCGUGUGACGAGGCGUCCUGAUGCCGAGGCCUCCUUCAAUGUGUUCUACUACAUGAUGGCCGGGGCCGACAGCACACUCAGAACGGAGCUCCACUUUAACCACUUUGCAGAGAACAGCGCUUUCGGAAUUGCACCACUGUCAAAGCCUGACGAGAAACAGAAGGCCUCCCAACAGUUCACGAAGCUGCAAGCUGCGAUGAAAGUGCUGGGGAUUGCAUCAGAAGAGCAGAGGGCCAUUUGGCUGGUCCUCGGAGCCAUCUACCACUUAGGAGCAGCUGGCGCUACCAAAGUUUCUGUCGUAGACGGAUUCGCUGGAAGGAGGCAGUUUGCCCGUCACGAAUGGGCCCAGAAGGCGGCCUAUCUGCUGGGCUCUACUCUGGAGGCGCUGUCCUCGGCCAUCUUCAAACACCAGCCCAAAGGAUCUCUCCAGAGAUCCAACUCCUUCCGCCAGGGGCUCGACGACAUGGGACAGGGAGACGGCUCAGGACCCAAAGUUACGGCUCUGGAGUGUUUGGAAGCCAUGGCGUCUGGACUCUAUUCAGAACUCUUCACUCUGCUGAUCUCUCUUAUUAACAGAGCCCUGAAGUCCAGCCAGCACUCUCUGUGCUCCAUCAUGGUGGUGGACACGCCCGGAUUCCAGAACCCUCGCACCGCCCGGCAGGACCGUGGCGCCACCUUCGAGGAGCUGUGCCACAACUACACCCAGGAGCGCCUGCAGACGCUGUUCCACGAGCGCACGUUCGUACAGGAGCUCGAGCGAUACAAGGAGGAAAACAUAGAGCUAGCACUAGAUGACCUGGAAUCCAGCACAUCUCUGUCUGUAGCUGCAGUAGACCAAGCCUCGCACCAAGCUCUGGUGCGGAGCCUGGCCCGGAAUGACGAAGCCCGGGGGCUGCUGUGGCUGAUGGAGGAGGAAGCGCUGCAGCCAGGGGGCAGUGAGGAGACCCUCCUGGACAGACUCUUCACGUACUACGGACCUCACGAGGGGGGCGACAAGAAAGGUCAGAACCCGUUGAUGAAGAGUGACAAGCCGCAUCACUUCCUGUUGGGGCACAGCCACGCCACGGACUGGGUGGAGUACGAUGCCCGGGGCUGGCUGUCCCACGCCAAGCAGAACCCCGCCUCCCAGAACGCAGCCACUCUGCUGCAGGACUCGCAGAAGAAGAACAUCAGCUGCCUGUUCAUGGGGCGCGCCGGCUCUGCGACCGUCCUGUCGGGCUCCAUCGCGGGGCUGGAGGGCAGCUCUCAGCUUGUCCUGAGAAGAGCCACCAGCAUGAGGAAGACCUUCACCACCGGAGUGGCGGCUGUCAAGAAGAAGAGCCUCUGCAUCCAGAUCAAACUGCAAGUGGAUGCCCUGAUCGACACGGUGAAGAAGUCCAAGCUCCACUUUGUGCACUGCUUGCUCCCGAAGGCGGACGCCCUCAGUUCGGAUAUGCGGCUCUCCUCCGGCGGCCCGUCGCCCAAGGCUGGCGAGGGUGAGCCCCACGGGGAGAACUGCGACUCCGGACUGAUGCAGCUGGACGUUAGCCUCCUCCGGGCUCAGCUCCGCGGCUCCAAGCUGCUCGACGCACUCCGGAUAUACCGCCAAGGUUACCCAGAUCACAUGGUGUUUUCUGAGUUCCGCCGCAGGUUCGACGUCUUGGCUCCACACCUUACAAAGAAACACGGGCGCAAUUACAUCGUCACUGAUGAAAAACGGGCUGCUGAAGAGCUUCUGGAGUCCCUGGAUUUAGAGAACAGCAGUUAUCACAUGGGGCUGAGCAGGGUGUUUUUCCGUGCAGGGACUCUCGCUAAACUGGAAGAGCAAAGAGACGAGCAGACGAGGAGGAACAUCUCCCUCUUCCAGGGGGUGUGCCGGGGCUAUAUGGCCAGGCAGUCGUUCAAGAAGAGAAAGAUCCAGGAUCUCGCUAUCCGCUGCAUCCAGAAGAACAUCAAGAAGAACAAAGGCGUUAAAGGCUGGCCCUGGUGGAAGCUGUUCACCACAGUGAGGCCCCUGAUCGAGGUGCAACUCAGCGAGGAGCAGAUCAGAGGCAAAGACGAGGAAAUUCAGCAGCUUCGCGGCAAACUUGAAAAAGUGGAAAAAGAGAGGAAUGAACUGCGACUGAACACAGACCGUUUGGAGUGCAGGAUCACAGAGAUUUCCUCGGAGCUCGCGGAUGAGAGGAACACAGGAGAAUCGGCUUCCCAGCUUUUAGAGUCAGAAACUUCGGAGAGACUGCGCUUGGAGAAAGAAAUGAAAGAUCUGCAGGCUAAAUUCGACACGGUGAAGAAGCAGAUGGACUCCAUGGAAAUGGAAGUGAUGGAGGCGAGGCUGAUGAGAGCGGCCGAGCUCAACGGAGAGCUGGACGAUGACGACGACGACUCGGGUGGAGAGUGGCGCUUGAAGUACGAUCGGGCGAUUCGAGAGAUCGAUUUCACCAAGAAGAGGCUCCAGCAGGAGUUUGAUGACAAGCUGGAGGUGGAGCAGCAGAACAAGAGACAGCUGGAGAGACGGCUGACAGAUCUGCAGGCAGACAGCGAGGAGAGCCAGCGCACCGUCCAGCAGCUCAAGAAGAAAUGCCAGCGGCUGACCUCCGAGCUGCAGGACACCAAGCUGCACCUGGAGGGCCAGCAGGGACGCAACCACGAGCUGGAGAAGAAGCAGAGAAAGUUCGACUCUGAGUUGUCUCAGGCCCAGGACGAGGCUCAGAGAGAGAAGUUCCAGAAGGAGAUUCUGAGCCGGGAGAAGGACGUUCUCACCGGGGAGGUGUUUAGCCUCCGACAGCAGCUCGAGGACAAGGACUCGGAGAUCAGCGCUCUGAACCACAAGGUGGAGCUGCUGGAGGUGGAGCUGCAGGAUCUGUCCUCCCAGGAGUCGAAGGAUGAGGCCUCCCUCUCCAAGGUCAAGAAGCAGCUGCGCGACCUCGAGGCAAAGGCCAAGGAUCAGGAGGAGGAGCUGGACGAACAAGCAGGGACCAUACAGAUGCUGGAGCAGGCGAAGCUGCGUUUGGAGAUGGAGUUGGAGCGGCUGCGACAGAGCCAGUCCAAGGAGAUGGAGAGCAAGGAUGAGGAAGUGGAGGAGGUCAGGCAGUCCUGCCAGAAGAAGCUAAAGCAAAUGGAAGCGCAGUUGGAGGAAGAGUAUGAUGAUAAGCAGAAAGUCCUCCGUGAGAAGAGAGACCUGGAGAGCAAGCUGUCCGCGGCCAGUGAGCAGGUCACCCAGCACGACUUAGAGACCGAGAAGCGGCUGAGGAAGGACCUGAAGCGCACCAAAGCUCUGCUGGUGGACGCACAGAUUAUGCUGGAUCAUCUGAAGAACAAUGCACCGAGCAAGAGGGAGAUUGCACAGCUCAAGAACCAGCUGGAGGAAUCCGAGUUCACCUGCGCGGCGGCGGUGAAGUCUCGUAAAUCCAUGGAGGUGGAGAUUGAAGAUAUGCACAUUCAGAUGGACGACAUCUCCAAGACCAAGUCAGCCUUGGAGGAACAGGUGAGCCGUCUGCAGCGUGAGAAGAACGAGCUGCAGUCCCGUCUCGAGGAGGACCAGGAGGACAUGAACGAGCUCAUGAAGAAGCACAAGACUGUUGUUGCACAGUCAUCGAGAGACCUGGCUCAAAUCAACGACCUGCAGGGUCAGCUGGAAGAAGCAAGCAAGGAAAAGCAAGAAAUCCAGGAAAAGCUCCAGUCCCUGCAGAGCCAGCUGGAGUUUGUGGAGCAGUCCAUGGUGGAUAAAUCUCUGGUCAGCAGACAAGAGGCCAAGAUCCGGGAGCUGGAGACCAAACUGGAGUUUGAGAGGACCCAGGUCAAGCGCCUCGAAAGCCUGGCAAAUCGGCUGAAGGAGAACAUGGAGAAGCUGACGGAGGAGCGGGAUCAGCGUGGGGCGUCAGAGAACCGGGAGCGCGAGCAGAACAAGAGGCUGCAGAGACAGAUCCGAGACAUCAAAGAGGAGAUGGGAGAGCUGGCCAAGAAGGAGAUGGAGGCCAGCCGCAAGAAGCAUGAACUGGAAAUGGACAUCGAGAGCUUGGAAGCAGCCAAUCAGAGCCUGCAGGUGGAUCUGAAACUGGCCUUUAAGCGAAUCGGGGACUUGCAGGCCGCCAUUGAGGAUGAAAUGGAGAGCGACGACAACGAGGAUGUCAUUAACAGUUUGCAAGACAUGGUGACAAAGUACCAGAAAAGAAAGACUAAAACCGAGGGGGAUUCAGAAACUGACUCUGAGGUGGAGGAGCGCGUUGAUGGGGUCAAAUCCUGGCUGUCGAAGAACAAAGGCUCAUCAAAAACUCUCUCGGAUGAUGGCAGCUUAAAGAGUUCCAGAUAUGCCCUAAAUGUAGACGCCAAAGAGGGCAAAGAGUUGAAGGAGGGCAAGGAAUGGAAAGAAAGUAACAAAGAGGGGAAGGAGCCCCCCGUCCUAUCGCAGACACACCUUACACAAAUCAGAUGAGGAGGACGAGCAGAACCCCAGCAGCAACUACCGCUCCCGAUACUCGCAAAGGAGCUUCCUGAACGAGAGCGACGGCGACUCCAAGCCUUCCGAAACCACUGCGUAAGAGCAGCGAGUGGCCCAAAGCAAGCCCACCGGCUCCUGCAGAGAACCGGCAUGACGCUGCACUGCGCGCUGCUCUCAAAAGCACCCCGUUCAUUAAAACAAAAACAAAAGACAGAAAAAUAAAUUAAACCAAAUGUUGUUGUUUUUUGCUUUGUCAGUUGUAAUGAUUACUCUGCACCGGAGAAGAUACUGUAUUGUUACUGGGAACUGCAGCUAGCUGCACAUGAGGUACUGGACGUUGAAUUAUUUAACAAGGACGAGGCCGCCAUCGGAGAAUCUUGGUACUGGCGAGGUUCUGAACCUGAGCACAGGUGUUUUGGUGCACCUGGUUCACCGGAUUUAUGUCCUCACUCCCGAUUUUUGCCAGGUCACACUCUGGAGAUGCAUGCUCUGAAUGGUAGUCGUAGUUUUUGCCCUUUCUUUCGUUUGCUGAAGGGUCGCAGCCUUUAUAACACAAUGAGUGCUGAGGCUUGUCCCAUCGAUCAGGCAGUCUGCGUUGCUAAGCUUGUGCUACACUGAGCCAAAGAGCUGUUUGCAGUUUUCAUUGACUGGGAACUUUGUUAAAUAUGUGCUCUAUAAAAAAGAAUAACAAUUGCAACACUUUGGCUCAGUGUUAUUUUUUCCCCCCUCAUCAGUUUGAGUUUCACAUCGUUUCUGCUUUCUAGAAGGGUGAUUAUUUGGUACAGGCUGCAGGUGCCUGUAGUGUUUAUUUCUCACAUUUAUAAACCUUCCUUUGGAUGGAUACACACUGCAUUGCAGCAGAUUGUCAGCUGUAUCGGUGGUAACCUUUUCUUUUGAGUUAUAACAAAUGCUGAUUGUAUACAACUGACGAGAUGAUAUCUGCGCCUUGCCUAAUUUAUAUUGCGAAAGAGAGUGCACAGGUUUAGACUGAAUUUAUUGAACAUGCUUUUUACAGAUCUGUGUGCCCUGCUCUAGCUUAAAAGGUAUGAUCUUGCUUACUACUUUUCUAUGCAUUCAAUAUUAUCCUAAAUAGUCGUGCAAAGACAGUGUUUGAUGAUUAUGCUUUUAAAGGGCAGCCUGUAAAACGAAAUACCAAGGGGAAGAGAGGAACACUUAACAAUGAAUGUUCAAUAUUUGACGUUUACAUAACUACUAUAUAUCUGUACAAUUCAUUCUAGCUACCAAAAUAGUUUAGUUUAUUGACUUUUUUAUUGUACUGUAUAUAGGAGCUGGUGAUCGUUUCAGACAUUUUUCUGUGCAAAAGAUGAACGCUAGAGCUGCAUUGAAAAUUAAAAAAAUUGAAGAAAAUUAUUUUUCUUUCUUUUAAAUAAUCUUUGUAUGCUUUUGCCUUUUCGUACCUAAUCCCCUCCAUUAAGUAAGUAAAGAGCUUUAUUUUUGGUUUGGAAUGUUACACAGUGGGUUUGUGGUGCCGAUAUAUUCCGUGUUCUAGAACUAGAAUUCCAACCUGUGCUUUUAAAGCUUAAAGACUGAUACAGCCCUUGGGUGCAACUAUGGCAACUGAAACGGUACAGACAUCAACACUGCUACCUGAAACACAUUGCCCUCCUCAGAUUUAUUAAAUCCCAUCCGGUUUAUUCAGCCAACAUUGAAUCGCAAGUCUUCAUAUAGCCCCCCCCCCCCAGUCUAUAUGAUCCACCCUCCCUCUAAAUCACACUCGGCUCAAUUGCAUUGGGAUUAUGAUCUAAACCGACACAGAACUUACCUGCCCCAUGCCAAUCAGUCUCUAUCAUUUAAUGGUAUUGCUAUGGAUCAAAAUGUCAUUCCCAUUCUAGCAUUUAAAAACGAUAAGUGUUUCCAUCCAGUAUGCCUGUACAGAUUUAUAAACCUCACUCUAAGUAUGUGCUUAAAACAGGGAUUGAUUUGCAGUUUGAGUAAAACUAUUGCCUAACUUUUAGUGCCCUUGUAGAUUCAAGUGCUUUUUUUUUGUCAGUUUCUUGAGUCAGUGUUUCCUUUCCCUGGAGAGUGCUAACGGCCCAGGUUUUGUGUUUUAACCAGGUCCUGAAUAUUUAUUACAAUUUACUUGUGCAUAAAAGACAACCCGGACAGCCGCUGGGACUUUAGACGUCCAUACAUAAAGAAUACGAAUGGAUAACGUCCUGGACAGCUGGCGGUCCCCAGGGUCCAGGCUGACCGAUGACUGCAGGCUGUGAGCUGUUUCUCUUGUGUUCUCUCUUGACGUGCAUGGUGAUUUGGUCACGGUGUUUCUGCAAGUCCACUCUUCUCUCUCCGCGAUCUCCAUGCUGAUGCCGUUCCUGCCCUACUCUGCACAGCGAAGCGCAGCCACAGAACACCGAACACACUCCUCAGCUGCGUUUCCUCUGCCCAAGCCCUGCCCGUUCUGGGCAUGGGAAUGACGUUAGCAGCUGUCUUUAAUAUCUAGCAUGCGCAGUGAUAGGGUGCUGUUAUCCAGCUGUACUGCUUACUCAGCCUGCAUUGAGAGUCUUGCAUUCACAGUUCAAAGACCUGACUGGACGCCUGUUAAUCAGCAGUGGUACACAGAAGGGGAUUCAGAGCAGUGGAGAUGCUGCUUUGGUUACUACAGUGUCUACCAUAUAAUAGAGCUAUUGCCAAGAUGAAAUAAAAGAUACUUUAAGCAAACAAAAAAAAA